Messenger RNA from Trichosurus vulpecula (common brushtail), 1108 nucleotides. RefSeq names its product dual oxidase maturation factor 2 (gene DUOXA2). The record is from RefSeq and is a predicted model, not a curated record. NCBI's taxonomy places the organism in Eukaryota, Metazoa, Chordata, Mammalia, Diprotodontia, Phalangeridae. Gene Ontology annotation, cellular component: endoplasmic reticulum membrane. Bases 137 to 1108 code for a protein of 323 amino acids. The transcript has 7 exons. Gene Ontology annotation, biological process: protein transport.
UAUAGAAAAGCUAGACAGAGCGGACCAGAUCAAGAUAGAGAAUAGAGAGCUGGACAGCACCGGUUGCUGGCUGCAGAACAGGUGGAUCUCUGCCACUCGGACCCCUUGAUCUUUCUCUCCUCCAGUGACAGUCAACAUGACGUUGUUCAACGGUGUACUGCCUUUCUACCCCCAAGUCCGUCACGCUGCCGGCUUCAACGUCCCCCUGUUGGUGGUCAUCAUAGUAUUCCUGGCUUUGGCAGCCAGUUUCCUACUCAUUCUUCCUGGAAUCCGCGGUCACUCGCGUUGGUUCUGGUGUAUUAGAAUCCUCCUCAGUCUGUUCAUUGGAACAGAGAUUGUAGCUGUGCACUUCAGCGGGGACUGGUUCGUGGGCCAAGUAAGAACCAACACUUCCUACAAGGCUUUCACCUCUGCUCAAGUCAGUGCAGAUAUCGGGCUACAGGUUGGAUUAGCAGGAGUCAACAUCACGCUCACAGGGACCCCAGUGCACCAGCUGAACGAGACUAUCGACUAUAACGAAAAGUUCAGCUGGAGGUUUGGAGAUAAUUAUGCCGAAGAGUACGAGGAGGCACUUCACAAGGGGCUCCCUAACCCGGUGCUGUACCUAGCAGAGAAAUUCACCCCGACCAGUCCCUGCGGCUUGCAUCACCAGUACCGGCUGGCUGGACACUAUGCUUCGGCUACACUCUGGGUGGCAUUUUGUUUCUGGCUGCUUUCCAACGUGUUGCUUUCCAUGCCCGCUCCACUUUACGGAGGAUUCUCGCUGCUGAUCGCGGGAGCCUUUACAUUCUUCUCGAUCUUCGCCUUCCUUACCAUCUCUACUGUGCCUCUAUGCCCGAUCCUGUUAGGCUCGGAGUUCCUCAGCCCCCACUAUGGGGCUGCCUUCUGGGUCACGGUGGCCACAGGUUUCUUAUGCCUGCUCCUAGGAGCGAUGGUGGUGUGUCUACACUACACACACCCCAGCGCCCUGCGCACUUUCCUGGACCUGAGUGAUGAUCAGGUUGUCCAAACGAAGAGCACGAUGCCCCAGAUCUACAGCAAUCCGCUUCACCUGCCCCAGGAAUGCAAACCGACGACCCCAGGCAUACAGCUCGCUGUUCGCUUGUAG